Messenger RNA from Cucurbita maxima (winter squash), 2692 nucleotides. RefSeq lists its product as uncharacterized. The transcript has 2 exons. The record is from RefSeq and is a predicted model, not a curated record. Lineage: Eukaryota; Viridiplantae; Streptophyta; Magnoliopsida; Cucurbitales; Cucurbitaceae. The coding region runs from base 189 to 2321 and encodes 710 amino acids. Gene Ontology annotation, molecular function: zinc ion binding.
AGAACUGCCAGAAAAAGGAUGCUAGGAAGCUACAAGCUCUCUGCCCCAUUGAACCAAAACAAAGCUCAAUUCCCCUUCCCUUCGCACUGAAUUUUCUCUACCCAUUUCCAUUACUCUUCCCAGUAUGCUCUCUUCAUACCCACUUGGGUUACCUUAGAUUUUACAGCCCUUUCAUCUGAACUCAAAUCAUGGGUUCCACAUGGAAGAAGGUGAAAGUGGCUCUCGGCUUCAAUAUGUGCCUCUAUGGCCCUCGAAAUCUUGAGGAUUCUUUGCCGUCCAUGGCGCCUAGAUUCUCCGACGGCGCUGCGCCGUCGAAUUUGCUUUCUCUGCCGGCGACACCCACCAAGUCGAAUUCCCUUCUCCAGCUCUCCAAAUCCUCAACCAUCUCGUCAAAGAGAACGUGUGCGAUAUGCCUGACUGUUAUGAGGCCGGGGAAGGGCCAUGCUAUCUUCACCGCCGAGUGCUCCCACUCGUUUCAUUUUCAUUGCAUCACAUCAAACGUUAAGCAUGGAAAUCAAAUUUGCCCAGUUUGCAGAGCCAAAUGGAAAGAGAUUCCUUUCCAGAGCCCAGCUUCAGAUAUUCCCAACAGAAUGAUGAGAUUCAACCAACUUGAUUGGUUACCAGAUGAGUCGUGGAUGACCGUUUUAAGAAGGGUUCGCCCCCCAUCGAUUGAUUUGCCUAGACAGGUAGCAUCUUUGUCUCAUGAGCCCGAACCUGGCCUGUUCGAUGAUGAUGAAGUCCUAGAAGACAUCCCUGAUAGAGGAACAUCUGAUGUAGAUCCUAUUGAUGGUUUUUUUGGGAAAAUUGAGGUUAAGACAUAUCCAGAAGUUUCAGCUGUUGCUCAAUCAGCAUUUUUUGAUAAUUUCACUGUAUUAGUGCAUAUCAAGGCUAGUUUUGCAAAUCACGGGCAGCAUUGUUGUGAAAAUCGAACACCAUUUCCUUCUCAAUGUUCUCGUGCUCCAGUUGACCUUGUCACGGUGCUUGAUGUCAGUGGGAGCAUGACUGGUACCAAGCUUGCUUUGCUAAAACGAGCAAUGGGUUUCGUGGUACAGAGCCUUGGCCCCUCGGAUCGGCUUUCUGUAAUUUGCUUCUCCUCUGCAGCACGACGUGUUUUUCCUCUUUGUCGGAUGACCGAGAGUGGACGACAACAGGCUUUGCAAGCUAUUAAUUCUUUGGUUUCAAAUGGUGGAACAAACAUCAUAGACGGUAUAAAGAAAGGGACCAAAGUAUUAGUAGACCGAAAGUGGAAGAAUCCUGUUUGUAGCAUUAUGCUACUUUCUGAUGGCCAGGAUACAUAUACUUUCGGCAUUGAUGGUUCACGUUUCGAAACUGACUAUCUGUCGCUUCUUCCGGUACCAAUCCAUCGUAAUAACAACACGGCGUUGCAGAUACCAGUGCAUUCGUUUGGUUUUGGCACCGACCAUGAUGCUACGACAAUGCACUUGAUCUCUGAGAUUUCAGGGGGAACGUUUUCAUUUGUAGAAGCGGAAAAUACAAUUCAGGAUGCGUUUGCUCAGUGCAUUGGAGGGCUCUUGAGUGUUGUUGUGCAAGAGCUUCAGGUUAGGAUUGAGUGUGUUCAUCCUAGUUUGCAGUUCGGUUCACUGAAAGCUGGAAACUACCGAUCGAACAUCGCUCCUGGUUCAAGAAUUGGCACAAUAAAUGUGGGAGACCUGUAUGCUCAAGAAGAACGAGACUUUUUGGUGACGAUCAAUGUACCGGUUGAUGGUUCCUUAGAAGAGAUGUCAUUGCUCAAAGUCGAUUGUACUUACCGAAUACCCAUUACGAACGAAAUGGUGACGUUAGAAGACGUUGAGGAAGUGAAGAUAAGAAGGCCUAAUGCGAUUGGAGAACAAUCUGUGUCGAUAGAAGUUGACAGGCAGCGCAAUCGAGUACAUGCCUUGGAGUCGAUGGCGAAGGCUCGUGCUGCAGCUGAACGGGGUGAUUUGGCCGAUGCAGUCUCUGUCUUGGAGGACUGUUAUAGAGCACUAUCAGAAACUAUCUCAGGACAAGCUGGUGAUCAUUUAUGCACAUCCCUUCGUGCUGAGCUAAAGGAGAUGAAGGAAAGAAUGGAAGACCAACGCAUCUAUGAUACUUCAGGAAGGGCGUAUGUUCUAUCAGGACUAAGCUCUCAUUCAUGGCAGCGAGCAACCACUCGUGGUGAUUCAACACGCAGCGGAAGCCUUAUGCAAUCGUACCAAACGCCAUCAAUGGUAGACAUGUUGACACGGUCUCAAACCAUGUUAUUAGGGAACCCAACACCACGGCCCCAAAGAACGCUCCGCCCUACAAUGACAUUUCCUGCUCGAACUCGUCAACGGUAAUCCAACGGUACCAUCGGUAACUUCAUCCUUCCUGCCAUUGUUGUAGACAUUUCCUGUUUUUGUGGUAUAUGGAGUUUUGUUGGGGGGUAUAUAUUUACCUAAUGGUUUGGCUGGUAUACUUCCUUGUUGUAAGCUGUAAAUGAAUAAGAAUUGUGGGUGAAAUAUGUUAGUAUAAUUGGCGUAGUAACAACUAUGAUGGCUAAGUCAAGCCAUGGUGGACUUGGAGACGCCACGCAAGGUGCAAGAAUUACGAUUCUUCCUCAUACUAGUCCUAGUUCGUGUGAUUUUGGUUGGAGGUAUAGAAGUGAAUUAUGGGGAUAUCGUGGCGAGUUUCACUAAGUAUGGUAUAAUAUUACUAAUUCUUUUCCUAA